CGCGGCCAAUGUUGAGGGAACGACGGCUCGCUCCGCCCUUGCGCAGCUGUAACAUGAGCAGGCCUUUUCCCGAGCCUGACGUCAGGCGAGAGUUCAACGCCAAAGGCCGCCGCAGUCGCCACGACUUGACGAGCAACGCUCUGUGGCUGCCUUAGCGGCGACGUCGUGUGCCAUCAUGGCGGCCGCUCUCCGCCGGACACCUCUGACCAGCGCGGGCGGGCUAUGACAGCGGGCACACGGCCCUUCCGGCACAAGCUGCCACUCCUCCACCGACUGGCAUGGAUUCUGAUCCUACUCGAGGCAACGAAUGCGGCUUCUAUCGUAUAUCCUGCGUUACAAGUUGAAACGACAGCAGCCCCCAAGGACGACAAGGACCCGCUGACCAAGACGACCAACGAAGAUGUGACCACCACACAAAGCCCCGCUGAACAUUCAAGCGUUCAAGUGACCAGUAUUGUCAGCGAAGAACCGGCCACCAUGAAGAGCACUACUGAAGGCCCAAGCCCUGUGAAACAGGCGGCCAGUGGCAAUGUGACCACAGUGAAGACCACCACUGAACGUCCAGUCGUUCAGGUGACCACCAUGAAGAGCACCACCGAAAGCCCAGACGUUCGGGUAACCACCAUGAAGAGCACCACUGAACGCCCAAGUGUGCCUGUGACCCAGGAGGCCAGUGGCGACGUGACCACCAUGAAGACCACCACUGAACGUCCAGUCGUUCAGGUGACCACCAUGAAGACCAUCAAAAAAAGUCCAGACGUUCCGGUAACCACCAUGAAGAGCACCACUGAACGCCCAGUUACUCAGGUGACUCCCGUAAAGACCACCACUGAACGCCCAGUCGUUGAGGUGACCACCAUAAAGAGCACCACAGAAAACUCGGACGUUCGGAGAACCACUAUGAAGAGCACCACUGAACGCCCAGCCACUCAGGGGAUCCCCGUAAAGACCACCACUGAACGUCCAAUCAUUCAGGUGACCACCAUUAAGAGCGCCACAAAAAGUCCAGACGUUCGGGUAACCACCACGAAGGACACCACUAAACGCCCAAUCACUCAGGCGACCCCUAUAAAGACCACCACUGAACGUCCAGUCGUUCAGAUUACCACCAUGAAGAGCAUCACAGAAAGCCAAGACGUUCGGGUAACCACCACGAAGAGCACCACUGAACGCCCAGUCGUUCAGGUGACCACCAUAAAGAGCACCACUGCAAGACCAGAGGUUCAGGUAACCACUACGAUAAGCAACUUAGAGCCUCCGAGCGUCCACGUGACAACCAUAAGGACCACUACUGGGCAUCCAAGAGUGCAAGUUACUAAGGCAGUCAGCGGUGAGGUGGCCAUCAUGCAGAGCAGCACUAAAAUUCCGAGUGCACAGGCGACUACUAUGAAGAGCACGACUGAAUCCCCAAGUGUACAGGUGACAGAGGUGGUCAGCAGCGAGGUGACCACUGCGAAAAGCACAACUGAACGCCCUAGUGUACAGGUUACUACCAAGAAAAGCACCGCUAAUACCCCAAGAGUCCAGGCGACAAAGGUGAUUAGCAGUGAAGUGACUACUGUGAAAAGCUCCACUGAACGGCCAAGUGUCCAGGUGGCAGAAGCGGUCAGCGGGGAGGUGACCACUGCAAAAAGCACCACUAAACACCUAAGUGUUCAGGGAACCGAGGCAAUCGGCGGUGAGGUGACCAUCAUGCAGAGCACAACUGACUCCCCAAGCGUCCAGGUGACCAAAGCAGUCAGCGCUCAGUUGUCCACCACAAAGAGCGCCACUGAACGCCCCAGCGUCCAGAAGACCGUAGCCACCGACAGUGCAGUUGCUACCAUGGAAAGCACCACUGAACGCCCAAGCGAGCACGUGACAAAGGUGGUUGGCGGGGAGGUGACCACCAUGAAAAACACCCCUCAAUAUCCAAGCGUCCAUGUCACAGAGGCUGUCAGCGGCGAGGUAACCACCGUGAAAAGCACCACUAAACACACAGGCGCCCAGGUGGCCAAAGUAGUCAGCAGUCAUGUUACAACCAUGCAGAGCACCACUGAAUCCUCCGAACUCCAGGUGACCAACAUGGAAAGCACCACUAAAAGUCCAAGCGUGCACGUGACAGAAGCAGUCAGCGGUGAAAAGACUACCAUGGAAAGCACUACUGAACGCCCGAGCGUUCAGACCACCACGCAGAGCACCACUGAAAGUCCAAGUGUUCAGGUAACUAAGUCGGUCAACGACGAGGUGACCACUAUGACGAGCACCACGGAACGCCCAAGUGUUCAGGUGACAAAGGCAGUUAGUGACGAGCUGACCACCAUAACGAGUUCAACUGAAGACUCAGGCAUCAUCGUUGACGUCGUCGUGGUGACCAGCCCGAAGCCAGCAACGUCUACUACGCCCCCUCCGGCUAAUCUUGCCGCCAUUGUGGAAGGAGCCGUCGUAGUUCCACAAGGCAGCCCAAUCGUGGAAGGCGGAGCAAGCGUUGUAAUUGAAGUUGUUCCUAUCGUAAACGCCAACGUCACUACCGGGGAAGGCACCAUGGGUUUUGACACGCACUCUACCUUUAAGCCAAGCUCAGACACAGUAAAAAAGCCGAAAAGAAAACGUACUCGCCUCAAGAAGCAGUUUACAAACAAGUACAUGCGAACUUACGUCACCAAGCACUGCGGUAUACCCCAUGAACGAAUGCGGCGAAUUGUAGGAGGCAAAGUCACAACGCUCGAGCGUUAUCCAUGGACGGUCGGCAUUUUUAUGAGGUACGGACAACGGCCGUACUGCGGUGGAGUCAUCGUGUCCUGGCUCUUCGUCUUGACAGCGGGCCACUGCACACGCAACAAGGUGGCACAUGACCUACGCGUUAGCUUCGGCUUGAGCGAGAUCGAUCCGGACCGAGUGUUGACUGAGCAGCAGGACCACCUGGUCGACGUGGCGGCCAUCCACCAGAACCCGCUGUUCAAAGACAUCGUCCACGGUGACGACAUCUCCAUACUGAAAAUGAGCAAGCCGUUGCAGAGUGGCGGCUACCCAGUGACGCCCAUCUGCAUACCGGAGGCCACCAACACAAGUAUCACGCCAAAGGACAUCAUCGGUACGGACGGCGUCGUCGCCGGCUGGGGACGAACCAAAUAUGGUGGCGAAAGCAGUAAGCAACUUCGGGAAGUAUGGUUGCCUAUUGUGUCCAACAACGCAUGCUCGGAAAUAUUCAAGGACAUACUUAAGAUUCGGGACGAGAUGAUCUGCGCCGGUGACAUCAAUGGCACAAAGGACGCCUGUCAGGGUGACUCUGGAGGCUCGCUCAUGUGGCGGUCCAAGGCUGAUGAUCGCUGGUACACGUUGGGCGUCGUGUCGUUCGGCGUGAAGUGUGCCGAGCCCGGAUACUAUGGUACUUACACUCGCGUACAGAGCUACUUGAACUGGAUCUGCCAAGUCACCGACGGCCUCCUCUGCUUCGGCUCGUCCUCCUACAAGCCCGUGGUUUUGCCUUCGAAGAGCAUGAGAGAGAAAAAGGACGAGCCCACGUCCCCGUGAACGUCAUCAGCUCUCUUUAGUCUACAAACCGUUCUGCGAGAAAAUAUAGCACGACACCGUGGGGGAUAAAAUUUAUGAAAUAGAAAGGAAAGCAAUCGCAGACGUCGCCCGUGGCUACACGUAGUCACGGCCCCUUCGAUGCACGCCCAAAGAGACUGCAACGUGUGUGCAAAGCGGGCCGUCACGCCACCGGCUGGGACCCCAUGCCACGCGCAAGCGGGAUUGAUUCCUUGUAAAUAAGAAUCUGCGUGUCCAGUAACAAAAGUUCGCGGUUUCGGGCACACCAACCACGGCGCAGUCAACUGCAGCAGCGGUAAUAACGAGCUUCGCGCUUCUGUCGCCAGUGCGAACGCUAAUGCAAAGCUUUCCUACGAAAUAUCUGUAGUUACGAAAUACGCAGCCUGGCAGACAGUGAAUGACGAUUGUCAGAGGCGCUGGCUCCUGAACAAAGUCAAUGCCUUGUCUCGUGAGAUGGAGAGCAAGAGUUGCAAUGUAAUAUAAGCAACCUUGUUACAAAGGAACACGGCGACAAUGCGUGACCACUGAAAAAUAGCCAUAUUAUUUACAGAUAACCAGCUUAUUAUGAAAAAUAAUCAAAAUACCAUGCUUGAAAAACGAAAGAAAAUUUACUGAUACCAUGUGUAACAGUGAAGAUAAAGCAGUCGUUUUGGAGCGAAUCGUAACCGGGUGUUCUUUGAACAACAUGUGAUAUGAAUAAUAAAUAUUUUAUUGUUUUCGAA
Molecule: messenger RNA, 4253 nt
Organism: Dermacentor andersoni
Lineage: Eukaryota; Metazoa; Arthropoda; Arachnida; Ixodida; Ixodidae
Biological process (GO): proteolysis; acrosome reaction
Molecular function (GO): serine-type endopeptidase activity
Source: RefSeq, a predicted model, not a curated record